This is a messenger RNA of Pneumocystis murina B123, 669 nucleotides long. RefSeq lists its product as hypothetical. Bases 1 to 669 code for a protein of 222 amino acids. The record is from RefSeq and is a predicted model, not a curated record. The transcript is spliced from 3 exons. Gene Ontology annotation, biological process: mitochondrial translation. Gene Ontology annotation, molecular function: structural constituent of ribosome. Gene Ontology annotation, cellular component: mitochondrial small ribosomal subunit. Lineage: Eukaryota; Fungi; Ascomycota; Pneumocystomycetes; Pneumocystales; Pneumocystaceae.
AUGUUUUUAAAUAUUUUCAUUAGAAGUCUCUUAAAUUAUUCAAAUAGUUUCCUAAAAAUUAGAUGUUUUUCUUCUAAAUCUUUAGACUCAUUUUCUGUACUAAAAAAGCCUCUUAACUAUACUUAUGAAAGAAGAUUGAAAAGAAGAAAAGAUGAUAAUAAUGUGGAAAAACGUAUGAAAGAAUACAAAUUUGAUGAUAUUACAUCUUUAGCUCAUGAUUAUCUUGAUGAACAUAGAGAAAUUAGGGAAUAUUAUCGUAAAAUUGCAUGGGAACUUCCUACAUUAACAAAAUUUUCAAUGAAAUAUGAAGUUCCUGGAAAAGAGGAUAUUUUAAAAUUUAGAUAUACAACUUAUUUAGGAGAAAAACAUCCAGCAGAAUCAAAAGUGACGAUGGAAGUAUUAUUAAAUAAUCUUGGUCUUAGUUUGGUUGAACGUCAUAAAUUAAUUGUCCUUUCAGGACCAAGAUAUAAUCCUUUAACAGAUGUAUUAAAGUUUAAUUGUGAAUUAUUUCCAGAAAGAGAUGAAAAUAAAAAGUAUUUAAAUGAACAAUUAAAGAAACUUAUUGAAGAAGCAAAGGAUUUAAGGGAUACAUUUGAAGAUAUUCCUCAAGACUUUAGACAUGUUAAAUCAAAAACUUCUAUAACUUUUCCUAAAGAAUGGAUUAGAUGA